Molecule: messenger RNA, 1593 nt
Organism: Trypanosoma cruzi
Lineage: Eukaryota; Euglenozoa; Kinetoplastea; Trypanosomatida; Trypanosomatidae
Product: trans-sialidase, putative
Exons: 1
Molecular function (GO): exo-alpha-sialidase activity
Source: RefSeq, a predicted model, not a curated record
AGGGACAACAGAGAAAGCAAUAAAGAAAAGGGUCGGCUUCAUCUUUGGCUGACGGACAAUGCACGUGUGUAUGAUGUUGGGCCGAUAUCCCGUGAGGCUGAUGACGCUGCCGCGAGCUCCCUUUUGAUGAAGAGUGGGAAUGAAAAGUUGAUCUCAGUGUACGAAAAAAAGAAGAGUGAUGACGGGUCAUACAGUCUUGUCGCCGUGAGCCUGGGGAAGCAGCUGGAGCGGAUCAAAUCCAUGGUGAAGAAAUGGAAGGAUUUGGACGGCGCCCUGAAAAAAUGCAGUUCCGGUUCCAGCGCCACUGUCGACUUGCCAACGAAGGGUAUGUGCAAUGGUCCUGUUCCCACUGAUGGGCUUGUUGGCUUCUUGUCCGGUAACUUCUCUGAGAACACAUGGAGAGACGAGUACCUCUGCGUGAAUGCAACUGUGAAGAAUGGGGAGAGAAGGGUUCCCAAUGGAUGGACGUUCAAAGGGUCUAGAGCAGGGGCGGUGUGGCCUGUUGGCGACAUGGGGCAGACUGUGCCGUACUACUUUGCUAACAACAAGUUCACUCUUGUGGCGACGGUGUCCAUCCACGAGGUGCCGCAGAGUGGCAGCCCCAUUUCUUUGAUGGGUGUGAGGAUGAAUGACACCAGCAGCACGGUGCUCUUUGGUCUGUCGUACACCCAUGAAAGAAAGUGGGAGUUCACACUUCCCAAUGGAGCUUCUGAAGACUAUGAAUAUGAUGAAUAUGAUGAAUAUUACGAAUUUAAUAAAAAUUGGCAACCAAACACAACACAUCAAGUAAUGCUGCAAAUGGAAGUCAAUGAGUGGGAUGUGUACGUUGAUGGAAGGCAGGUUUAUUCUGGGCACUACAACGGGGAUUUGUUUGAAGAGCACAGGAUCUCACACUUCUAUUUUGGCGCGGAGAAUAAGGAGGGUUCGGAAAGCAGCCACGUGACAGUGAGCAACGUCCUGCUGUACAACCGCACAAUCAGUACGGAUGAAAUUGCGCUACUCAGUACCAGCAAAGUCCCUAUUCCAAACCCUGGUGAGGAGUCACGCUCGGUGCCGGAGAAAACAACAAAUUCUGCUGCCCAGGCACCAUCACCUGAGGUUAAGAAAGCAUCUCAAGACGAAGAGGAAGAAAAAACGCAGGAAGUUGAGGAGGCGCCAUGGCCACAAUCAUCCGUGAAAGCUUCUGAAGGCAGUCAUGCUGCCGCAGUGUCUUCUGGGGACCGUGGCUCGCACGGAACAAGGGAGGAGGAGACGGAGAGGGAUGGCAGCGGCGAAUUGGCGCCUCCACCGGCCUCAUCGAGUGUGAGCACUGCCUCUCAUUUGGGCAGCGACGGGAUGGGUGUCCGUGAAAGCACCUCUCUGCAGGAAGAAGUGCCACCACAUCCCGGGACUGAAGUCAUUCCGAAGGCCGACGUGGAGCGACCGAUCCACGAAGAAGAAGCGACCUCUCCGGAAGGGGCCACUGAGCGGCAGACGCAAGAAACCACUGCGCCUUUGGUUGAAAAUGAAGACAGUGAGGACGUUGGCACCGCAUCGGGCAAUACAAGCACCCUGCCUGGGGAAACCAAGAUCCCAUCGGGGUCCAACGCAACA